Colletotrichum navitas is the source of this 1395-nucleotide messenger RNA. RefSeq lists its product as uncharacterized. Lineage: Eukaryota; Fungi; Ascomycota; Sordariomycetes; Glomerellales; Glomerellaceae. The transcript is spliced from 3 exons. Bases 78 to 1223 code for a protein of 381 amino acids. The record is from RefSeq and is a predicted model, not a curated record.
UUCAAUGUGGCCCCGUAUUCUCCCUCCUUUUCGUAAUGUUUAGCCCUUUUUUUCCGCUUUGAUGAUGCCCCGGCACGAUGGCGACAGCAUCGUUUUCCCGCACCGUCCCGCCACCCGGGGGAGCUGAUACCUGUGGCUUCAAGCCGUUUCCAGUAACAUCACUCAGUUCUCCUGCAGACGGGGCUCUCCCGCUGCGGUGUUCGGAUCCCCUCAUGACAUGCAGCACCUCCGGGUCCUACAAAGGAUGUCUCUCGACGAUCCCCACAACGUGCUACGAGACCUCCACGUUGGCGAGGUCGUGCGAGCCUGACGAGUUGUGCUGUGGGACGGGGUUCGACACGGCGUGCUGGACCUGGUUCUCGAUGGAAGACACCCGCACGUUCACUCUCUUCACAUGCAGCACCGUUUCCGGGGUGGGGAUUCUGAUGCCGGACUCGACGAUUGCGACACCUAGCCCCGGGACGGACCCUUCGAGCCCGACUGACCUUCCUGGAACAAACAUGGAUGCCGCUGCGACUGCUGCCUCGAAUGGCACCAACUCAACCGCAACCGGCGCCUCUGCUGCCGCGGAAACUAAUCCCACCGCAACGGGUCCUACGUCCCGGACACCAGAAGGCGGCGUAGGUGUCUCUAUUGGUGUCAUUGUGGGGACCACCAUCGGAGCGUUGGCAUUGGUGGGCAUGAUACUGGGUAUCGCCUUGUUCAUAUGGAUUCGGUCCAGAAAGGAGAAGAAGAAGAAGCGAGACGCCGCUAAGCCGGAACCAAUCAGCCCAGUGACUGGGCCGGAUGGCAUAAUAAUGGGCCCGUUUUGUUCGGGCGGGAGAGAGUCCGCCCCGCCGUCGUACGACGGACGACCAUCGGAGGGGGCUGGGGAGGCUAAGAGCCCGUCUCCUAGGAGCCCACCUACUAAGAGCCCACCCCCUAGGAGCCCACCCACUAAGAGCCUGCCUCCUAGGAGCCCGCCUCCUAAGAACCCUCCUCCUCAGAGUCCGCCGACUAAGAACCCUCCUCCUAAGAGCCCGCCUACUAAGAACCCUCCUCCUAGGAGCCCGCCUACUAAGAACCCUCCUCCUAGGAGCCCACCUACUAAGAGCCCGCCUCCUAAGAACCCUCCUCCUAGGAGCCCGCCUACUAAGAACCCUCCUCCUAGGAGCCCACCUCCUAGAAGACCGGACAGGAGUCCAGAGAGGAAGAUCAAUGUGACCGAGGGCGGUUGGCUCUAAGGGAGCGGGGCAGGCACUUCCACCCGCCGCCCGUUCACGGCCAUCGAUCUGGCUUAGGAGGCGGUCAGAAGGCGCUAGACGAGAGUGGGUAUCGCAGUAUUGUACAACAGAGUCUUACUAUAUAAUUUGAUGACUAUUCUCUUACAGCCUCUCUGGUUGUCUUGGCAUAAUA